Molecule: messenger RNA, 6577 nt
Organism: Astyanax mexicanus (Mexican tetra)
Lineage: Eukaryota; Metazoa; Chordata; Actinopteri; Characiformes; Acestrorhamphidae
Gene: tab1
Product: TGF-beta activated kinase 1/MAP3K7 binding protein 1
Exons: 11
Coding region: 45-1547 (500 amino acids)
Biological process (GO): protein dephosphorylation
Cellular component (GO): cytosol
Molecular function (GO): protein serine/threonine phosphatase activity
Source: RefSeq, a predicted model, not a curated record
GACAGAGCCGACCAGAAACUGAAACUCGCCCCCAAAGUGCAAACAUGGCGGCGCAGCGGAGGACUCUUAUGCACAGUCACCAGAGCUGGACAGAUGACCUGCCGUUGUGUCAGCUGUGUGGGGUGGGUACAGCCCCGAACUGCAUGUACGGCCCGGACGGCAAAAGCACCCAAAGCCACCCCAAUGAAGAUGGCCAUUUCCGAUUUAGUACCGAUUGCUGUUUCCUGUAUGGAGUGUUUAACGGUUAUGAUGGCAGCCGAGUGGCCAACUUUGUGUCCCAGUGUCUGACCGCAGAGCUUUUACUGGGUCAGCUCAACUCUAACCAUUCUGACUCUGAUGUCCGACGCAUUCUGAUUCAGGCUUUUGACGUGGUGGAGAAAAGUUACUUUGACACCAUAGAUGACGCACUGGCAGAAAAGGCCAACCUGCAAGCGCAGCUUCCUGAGGGGGUGCCGUUUCACCAGUUGCCUUCUCAGUUUCAGAAGAUUGCAGAGAAGCUGAAAGCCCUCGAGCAAGAGGUUUCUGGUGGAGCCACAGCAGUCGUUGCUUUAAUUCUUAAUAACAAGCUUUACAUCGCUAAUGUGGGCACCAAUCGUGCUCUGCUCUGUAAGUGCACCAGUGACCGGCAGAACCAGGUAAUUCAGAUCGGACGGGCUCACACAACUGACAACGAGGAGGAGCUUGCAAGACUGGCCCAACUUGGUCUGGACCCUGCUCGAUUGAGACAGGCAGGGCUAAUAGCAGGUCAGAGCAGUCUGAGGCGGAUUGGAGACUAUAAGGUCAAAUUCAACUACACAGAUAUUGAUGUGUUAAGUGCAGCCAAGAGUAAGCCAGUCAUUGCGGAGCCUGAGAUACACGGAGGCCAGUCGUUGGACGGUGUGACCGGUUUCCUAAUGCUCAUGUCCGAAGGCCUCAUUAAGGCUCUCGAGGCUGCCCACGGCCCUGAGCAGGCCAAUCAGGAGAUGGCUGCCAUGGUGGCGGCAGAGCUGGCCCUGCAGAGCAGUCUGGAGGCUGUGGCCCAGUCGGUGGUGGAGCGCGUUAAGCGACUUCAUCACGACGCCUACGCCAGCGGCAGGCAGAGAGCACCACACUGCUCUCGACACGAGGACAUGACCCUCCUCAUCCGCACCAUUAAUUACGCUCUAUCAGACGGCUUGCUCACGCCCACUCAGGGUGGACGUAUAUACCCAGUCUCCGUGCCCUACUCCAACAGCCAAAGCACCAGUAAGACCAGUGUAACCCUCUCCCUGGUCAUGCCCUGCCAGGGCACGCUCACCAAUGGGACCAACACCGCCUCCACACUGGAAGGAGGCACACCAACACCAGGGCAGAGUCCCACAGCCACGCUGCAGUCCACCAACACGCAGACGCAGAGCUCCAGCUCCAGCUCGGGAGAUGGCAGCCUUUUCCGCCAGCGGGGCUGCCAAGCAGCGCAGCCAGACGAGACGGGGCGCGUUCCACCAUACGUGGACUUCACUCACUUCUACCGGAUGUGGGGGACGGAGCACAGCGAGGGUCCAGGGCAGGGUGUGCUGGGACCCCAAUGAGGAGAGGGGUGGGUUGUGGUCACCAGCUCUACUCCUUCAUGUCUGCCUUCUUGUAGAUUUUAGUUCUGUUUCACUGAUAACUAGGACUAGGAUUAUAACUAAUUUAUAUAUCAUAUUGUGAUUUAUCUGAAUAAAUAAGGUUAUGAAUGUUAUAGAGCAAGAUUGGCUGGUCCUAUUCCUGGAGAUUCACGAUCCUGCAUUGGUCAUAUCCAACACACCAGGUUCUGAAAUUAAGAUGUCCCUGGAAGCCUUCGUUACCAGAAUGAGGUGUGUUGAUCUCCAGAAUUGAGCUAUAGAGCAUUGUAGAGUGAACUUGUCUUCAUUUUUUCCAUAAGAAAUUUGGUGUUAUUCUAAUUAUGGCUGUUUAUUGGCUAGAACUUGCCGAUACAAUACAGAUCACGAUACAGGUGUUUAUAAUUCAGUUUAUUGCAUCGUAUUUUGAUUCUGUAAGCAAUGCGAUAUAAUGCAAGUUUCAGUGUAGUUUCAGUCAAAUAAAAAAAUAUACAGUGGUGGGCAAUGAAACGGAAACACCUGUCAUUUUAGUGUGGGAGGUUUCAUGGCUAAAUUGGACCAGCCUAGUGGCCAAUCUUCAUUAAUUUCACAUUAAGCACCAGUAAGAGCAGAGUGUGACGGUUCAAUUAGCAGGGAAGAGCACAGUUUUGCUCAAAAUAUUGCAAUGCACACAACAUUAUGGGUGACAUACCAGAGUUCAAAAGAGGACAAAUUGUUGGUGCACGUCUUGCUGGCGCAUCUGUGACCAAAACAGCAAGUCUUUAUGAUAUAUCAAGAGCCACGGUAUCCAGGGUAAUGUCAGCAUAUCGCCAAGAAGGAUCACCCACAUCAAACAGGAUUAACUGUGGAUGCAAGAAGAAGCUGUCUGAAAGGGAUGUUCGGGUGCUAACCCAGUUUGUAUUCGAAAAACAUAAAACCACGGCUGCUCAAAUCACUGCAGAAUUCAAUGUGCACCUCAACUCUCCUGUUUCCACCAGAACUGUCCGUCAGGACAAUAAAUUAUUGUGGUCAAAAACCAGGUGUUUCAGUUUCGUUGUCCAACCCCUGUAUGUUUAUGAAAUCUGAAUGAAAAAAAAAAUACUUUUAAUGCAAUCAGAAUACUGCUAUCUAGUGGAUGGGGUUUAAACACGGCACAAAAUCAGCCACAGUCGUCUCCAAUCUUUCAAAAAUAACACAAUAACACAAUUUAAUUAUUUUCUUACAGCCCAAAUACAGCCUAAAUACAGAACAAUACAUCUACUCUAGCUCGUUCUCCAUUGUAGCCCUGAUUCUGAUUCAGAUUGAAUGGACCAAGUGUAGCAGUUUAGCCUUUAGGCUAUAAACCGAACUCUGCAGGAAGGUGGAUCUCUAGGAGGCUGCUUGGUGACCACAGGCAUGAGACGUUUUAUGAAAGUGGAAUCUAGCAGAUUGCAACAGCUCCAUUGCAUGCUGUUCUGCAAACAUCUAUAAAGACUUUUUCAAAUGUUAGAAUUUGGAAGUGUGGAUUUCCAGGCGAUUGUAUGGUCUGGAUUCAUGGCAUCUGCUUUCUCCCAAAGAAAAAUACCUCUGAAAUAAACAUUCUUCACUCCAGUGUUACAUUUUGGCUUCUGUUGCAUGACGCUGCUCAACCAGAACCAACUAAUCUAACCAUAAUCCGCCCACAAAUGAGUUUAUUUCUGGCUCCUGUUGCCGGAUUGAACAAGUGUUUCACAAACGAACAUCCCAUUUGAAAAACAUCUUGAUGAAUUAUAAUAAAUGAAUAAUUUAUAAAUCAAUUUAAUUUAUUAUAUUUAUUUUGCAUGCAUACAAAUUUGUGAUAUUAGGACGCUGUCGAAUUUAGAUUUUAGCUACAAUUUUUUUUAAAACCUGUCUUGUUUAAGUUGGUCAAAUUAGCAGUGUUUCAUUGUAAUGGUGUAUUGUGGUUUAGCAGCUCUAAACUUACCUUGCAACAGUCUGAUCUGGUGUAACAAGUCUAAAUAAUAUCUUCCUGUAACAUUGCUAUGCAAAGUUUGAUAAAGACUGAUCCAGUCUACCAACUUUUGUAAAAGUCUGAUCUCAUCUAAUAGUUCAAAACAAACUCUGGUGUAACAGUUUAAACAGGUUUAAAUAGGUCUUUUGCAGACUGAUCUGAUGUAACAACUCGAAACCAAACUUGUUACAGUCUGAUCUGAUGUAACAACUCAGAACUAAGCUUGUCACAGUCUAAUCUGCUUUAACAACUCAUAACAAUGCUUGUAACAGUCUGAUCUCAUGUAACAUCUCAAAUCCAAGCUUGUAACAGUCUGAUCUGAUUUAACAACUGAAAGCCAAACUUGUUACAUUCUGAUCUGAUGCAACAACUCAAAACCAAGCUUGUAACAGUCUGAUCUUAUAAAACAUCUCAAAUCCAAGCUUAUAACAGUCUGAUCUGCAGUAGCAAAUCAAAACAGCCGGUAACAGUCUGAUCAGCUCUAACAACUCAAACCAAAGCUUGUAACAGUCUGAUCUUAUGUAACAACUCAAAACCAAGCUUGUAACAGUUUGGCCUUAUGAAACAUCUCAAAACCAAGCUUGUUACAGUCUGAUCUGAUUUAACAACUGAAAACAAAGCAUGUAACGGUCUGAUCUGAUGUAACAACUGAAAACAAAGGUUGCAAAAGUCUGAUCUUAUGUAACAACCCAAAACAAAGCUUGGAUCAUGCAAUAAAUUAAAAUAUUCUCAUAAAGCAUUUUAUGUGCUCCACAUUUCCCAUUAAGUUAUUAUUAAAUUGACUAGGAUUUUUAUAAACCCAUGAAGCUUGUUCAACCUGGCAACAGUAGCUGUGAAGGAAAGCAGCUCAAUUACGCCCCAUUUCACUCAGUGAGGUGAUGAAAAACUUUUCUGUAAGAAUGCAAUCAAGAUGCUAGGAGAACUGCAGCGCGUGAUUGGCAGGUGAGCUGUGAAAUGCUGAGAAGGCCUUGAGGAGUGGAUGAUAAAGGCAGAGUUUAUGAAGAGUUUCUAGUCGUCUUUGUAGUCGAGGUGUGUGCGCGGGGCUGCGUUAGCUGUAAACACCGCUGCUGGGGGUCUGCAUGGUAAUAUCACUUUGUGGGCUGCGGUUGCAGCCUCGGUCUGACUCAUAGCAGCAGAAACGGAAUACUGAAAAGGGAAUUUUUAUUUUCACCCACGUGUUUAUAGGCAGCAGUGCUCUCUGCAGAUGUCAGGGGACGUGUUUGCCUGCAUUUGAAUUGGAAAACAUGCUUUUUACCAGUGAAUCCUCUACUAAUGCUGUUAAGAGUCUGAAUGACUCUAUUAUUAAGACUUAAUUUAAAAUCGUCUGCUAAUUAUUGUUAUUAGUAUUAUUAUUUGCUUGAUUUGAUUGAGUCUCACUGGGGGGAUCAGGGGAUAUUUCUGAAAGCAUCUUUGCUGAAUUUAUUGAUUACAGUACUUUAGUUUUUGUAACAAAUGUCAUAUAAUGUUUAGAACCUCCCUCCUCUACUCCAUGCAUUAGUUACAGCCACUGCUCUAUCUCUCUCUCUCUCUCUCUCUCUCUCUCUCUCUCCCUCUCCCCCCCCCCUUCUCAUUCUCUUUGGCUCUUUCUUUCUUUGUCUCUCUUCAAUCUCUUAUUCUCUCUUUUUGUCUCUCUCCCAUGUCCCUCUGUCAUUCUCUUUGUCCUUCUCUUACUCUUAAUUAUUUCUCUUCAUUUCUUUUCCAACAUUUCCCUCUUUCACUCUCUAGUUUAUCCUCUUUUUCUUUCUCUCUCCCCUUUGUCGUCUUCUAUUUUUGUCUUUCGAUCCACUCUGUCUUCUUACCGUCUCUUUUUAUCUCUCACCCCUCUGCCUCACUGUCAUUCUUUCUUUUUCCCUCUCCCCUCUGUCUUUCUUAUGUUCUCUUCAUCUAUCUCUCACUCUCUGUCUGUCUCUGUCCCCUUUCUCACUCUCUUUCCAUCCAUCCAUCUCUCUUUCUUUUUUCUUGCUCAUUGUCUUUCUCACUUUUUCUUUUUUCACAUUCCGCAAAGGGUUCUUAACUAAAGGUGGUGGAUCUAUAUAGAGUCAUGGCUUUUUGGAUCUCUCUCUUUUUGUCUCUUUCCCUCUUUCCCCAUUGUUUUACACUCGUUUUAUUUAUCACAUCUGUCUAUCUCCCCCUUUCUCUCUCUCCCUCUCUGUUUAUUUUUUUUUUGCUCUUUUAUUCUUUCUCUAUCCUUCUAUUUUUGUCUUUCUCUCCUCUGUCUUUCUUAGUGUCUUUCUUUAUCUCUUGCCACCUCUGCCUUCCUCUGCCAGUCUUUCUUUUUUGUUCCUCUUCCUUCUUUCUGUCAUUCCUUUUGUCUCUCUCUCACUCUGUAAUUCUUUCUUUUUUGUUUCUUUCCAAUCUUUCACUCUCAUUUUCAUUUUUGUCUUUGUCCCCUUUCUCACUCUCUUUCCAUCCAUCCAUCUCUCUUUCUUUUUUCUCUCUCAUUGUCUUUCUCACUUUUUCUUUUGUCACAUUCCACAAAGGGUUCUUAACUAAAGAUGGUGGAUCUAUAUAGAGUCAUGGCAACACAGUCAACCAUGUAAAUGCUUGUAACAGUUUCAAGGGUUCUUUAAAACAUCUUCAAAACCUUUUAAGAUUUUACUGUAUGAAAACUGUGACUCUACAUAACACCAGAAAUGGUUUGACUUAAUGUUACGAAACAGGAAACAGGAGAUUUUUUUUUAAGUAAUUUACAGAACCCUUCUCCUCUCAUUCUCUUUAGCUUCUUUCUCUCUUUGUCUCACUUCCUUUUUCCUUAUUUUUUCUUCCUCUUCUCUCCUUUCCUUCACUGUAGAAUGUGAGCUCUGACUGAGGGCAGGUUGAGUUUAAAGGACGGAGUGAGUGAAUUGAGGGAAAAGAGAGACAGAGACAUGGUUAAGCAGUGCUGAUGACUCUACUGUACACUUUAUCAUAGGACGGCUGUGGGUUUGUUCUACAGUCGUGAAGUUGUUUUUCGUCUUUUUUUUUUUUUUUUUUUUUGGAAUUUUGUUUUUUUCAUGUUUUUGUUUGUGUCUUCUGUAUUCCCUUGUUUUUAGUGCCUUGCUGAAAUAAAGUCUAGAAGCUGUGAACGCUA